Messenger RNA from Scylla paramamosain (green mud crab), 1390 nucleotides. RefSeq names its product adhesive plaque matrix protein-like. The record is from RefSeq and is a predicted model, not a curated record. The coding region runs from base 54 to 875 and encodes 273 amino acids. The transcript is spliced from 3 exons. Lineage: Eukaryota; Metazoa; Arthropoda; Malacostraca; Decapoda; Portunidae. Gene Ontology annotation, cellular component: extracellular matrix.
AGAAGAAGAGAACCUCACUACAGUCUCUCACUCUCACCGAUACUCGACUCAACAUGGGGCUGUUAAAGCUAUUUCCCGUUUUCUUCGGUAUAGUGGCGUGCGUGGGAGGCUACCCCUUUGAUCCCUACGCUCCCCUCUACACACCUGCGUUCUACACACCUGCAUAUGGCCCCUCUUACCACCCCCCACCCCCUCCACCUAUCUACAAACCAAAACCUGCAAACGAACCAACAUACACACCUAUAUACACACCCAAAUCUGAUUCCAAACCUGACUACAAACCUGAAUACAAGCCUCCAAGUUACAGGCCCAAACUUGACUACAAACCUACCCCUAGUUACAAGCCCAAGAUAGAUUACAAACCUGACUACACACCUGCUCCUUCUUACAAGCCUGAAGUGACUUACAAACCUGUUCUCCAUUACAAGCCUGAAGUGGAAUAUGAUGAGGACCCUAAACCAUACGCCUUCGACUACGGCGUGAAGGAUGACUACACUGGAGCCCAUUAUGGCCACAAGGAGAAAUCAGACGGCCAGGAGGUCAAGGGGUCAUACUCAGUCGCCCUUCCAGAUGGUAGGAUACAAACAGUGAAGUACAAGGCCAAUCACGAACAAGGAUUCCAAGCUGAGGUAUCCUACGAAGGGGAUCCUAUUUAUCCUGAUUCUAAGGGUCAUUCACGCCCUUCAGUACGCCCUUCACGCCCCUCACCCAGCCCUGUGUAUUCUAAGGACUAUGAUGAUGCCUACAAGGGGUCCUACAAGGGGUCCUACAAGGGGUCCUACAAGGGGGUUUACGAGCCAUAUCCUACCUCUGUGUAUUCUGAUUCGUUCUAUGGUCCGGUUUAUGAUUAUGAUCCGGUUUAUCCGAUUUUUUAAGUUUAUACGGAUUUGUUUCGUUUUUUUUUUCAUACAAUUUUUUGCGAUUUUUUUAAGGUAUUUUUUGUCUUUUUUUUUGUCAGUUUGUUUACGUAAAAAUCAGGUGUUUAUUUUCAUUUAUUUUUCUUUUUUUUACAUAAUGUUUUUCUUCUUAUUUUUUUCCCCUUUCUUGAUUUUUUUUUAUCUAAGUAUCUUUGAAAACUAUCUUCCCACAUAUUCCUGGGAAAAUAUUAAGUAAGUUUAGCGUUGGAAAAUUUCUCUUUUUCCCUUCUUUUUCUUUGUCAAUCAGGAAAAAAUAAUUAAUCUUCUCUUUUCAUUCGCAUUGCUUACGUACGUGAAGGAAAACAAUGCCCAAUUUUUUCCCUGCAGAGGUGGAGGGAAAAAAGACAAGAUUGGCAACACUUUUUUUCCUCCUCACUCCUUUUUUUUCCUUUUUUCCCUCAUUUGUCUUAAGUGGAAUUCAUUUUCUGUCAAGUAUUCUGUUAUUCUCCAACGACCAAUAAAAAUAAUCACUU